AAAAACGAAACCAAAGGAAAUAAAAUCUCUGAAAGGGAAAAAAAAACUCAAAAUCAACAGAUCGAAGUGAAAAUGGAGUGCGUGUUCGGUUUAGUGGGCAACGACUUUGCCAUAGUGGCGGCGGACACGUCGGCUGUUCACAGCAUCCUUGUUCACAAAUCUAACGAAGAUAAGAUCAUGAUCCUCGAUUCUCACAAACUCAUCGCCGCCAGCGGUGAAUCCGGUGACAGAGUGCAGUUCACGGAGUAUGUACAGAAAAAUGUGGCCUUGUAUCAGUUCCGAAACGGUAUUCCUUUGACGACUGCCGCCGCCGCUAAUUUCACUCGCGGUGAGCUUGCCACUGCCUUAAGGAAGAAUCCAUACUUUGUGAACAUCCUUCUUGCUGGCUAUGACAAAGAGACAGGCCCAUCUCUGUUCUAUAUUGACUACAUUGCUACACUUCAUAAGGUUGAUAAGGGAGCAUUUGGUUAUGGAUCCUACUUUUCUCUCGCUAUGAUGGACAGGCACUACAAAAGUGGCAUGACAGUGGAAGAAGCCAUUGAUUUAGUUGAUAAAUGCAUAAUGGAGAUCAGAUCAAGACUGGUUGUGGCACCACCAAACUUUGUCAUCAAGAUUGUCGAUAAAGAUGGAGCAAGAGAAUAUGCCUGGCGUGAAUCCGUCAAGGAUGCUGCAGUUCCUUCGGCCUGAGAUUUUAUCACGUACUUGCUCUCCCGUUCUGGAUGUUUUAAUUUGCAUUUACCGAUAGGAAACAAUGUGUGACGGCAGUGAAAAUUAGUAUAUGAAAAACUAUUUACUUUGAUUUGAUUAUGUUCUGAAGUGGAAAUUUGAUGAUAUUUUAUCUUGGAAUGGAAACCUUUUUAUGUGCCUCCAGGUAGAGGGAAGACCA
Messenger RNA from Gossypium raimondii (Peruvian cotton), 886 nucleotides. RefSeq names its product proteasome subunit beta type-2-B. Gene Ontology annotation, molecular function: peptidase activity. Lineage: Eukaryota; Viridiplantae; Streptophyta; Magnoliopsida; Malvales; Malvaceae. The record is from RefSeq and is a predicted model, not a curated record. Gene Ontology annotation, cellular component: cytosol; nucleus; proteasome core complex. Gene Ontology annotation, biological process: proteasomal protein catabolic process. The coding region runs from base 73 to 687 and encodes 204 amino acids. The transcript has 3 exons.